CCCAAGGCGGCUAGUUGACUUUGUUUUUUGGUGAUGGGCGAUCUCAGUGGCCCGGUGUACGAAAGUACGCCGAAAAACUAUAAAAAACGAAGUACCAGACAAACAAAUUUUGCAACACCUCAUAUUCCACUGGCUGGGGGCGGUAGUAAAAAAGCAAGACUAGUCAUAGAACAAAUAAACGUUUCAAAUCAAGCAGCUCCUCUCGAUGGACAGUCAGAUGUAAACACAAAUGUUAGUUCAUCUCGCCGCUCUGUAAAUAAACAACUUUCUCAACCUCGACGAGUUAUUGCAACUGGAAAUAAAUCUCGUCAAAACAACUGGAUGUAUGUGAAUCGUAAAGAAACAUCUAAACCGAGUAAUCGUCGUGUUUCACCUAUUCGAAAUCGACAGUCUCAGAGCUCCGGUCGAAAUAGACAGUUAGUUCAAACACAACAGUCAAGUAAAACAACAGGAAGUGCUUCAAAUGAUAAUCAAAUUAGGCCGAAGAGAAGAGCUGCUCCCUGUGAAAUCGCUUUAAGAGAAAUAAGAGCUUUUCAGCGUAGUACAAAUCUUCUUUUAAGGAAGUUACCAUUUGCACGUUUAGUACGUUCUAUCACUGUUCGUACACUUGGUCCGAGCUAUUUAUCAUUUAAUUGGCAAGCUGUCUGUUUUUUGGCAUUACAAGAAGCUGCAGAAGCAUUUAUUGUUCAUUUAUUCGAAUGCGCACAACGAUGCGCAAUACAUGCAAGACGUGUAACAGUUAUGACCAAGGAUAUACAAUUAGUGACACAUUUACAAAAUAUACCAACUUCAUCACAAUUUACACAUUAUCAUCAUACUAUACAAAGCCAACAACAACUGGCACAUUUGAAACAAUUAAAAUAUAAACACGCUUCACAGCCUCGAAAAAAAGGUUAUUCUCAACAAUCAGAUGUUGAUGAAGACGAUAGCACUGAUACUUCAUAGAUGAAUCUUUCUUUGUUUUUCUUUUCUCCGAAUUCUUUUUAUUUAUAUACAUAUAUGUAUACAUCCUUGUUAUUUUAUCAUGAUAUGUUUUUGUGUAUCUGUAUCUGUACAGAUCAUGAUGUACAUACUGUCUCCAUUGUUCAUACCUUUCCCGUGACGAUGGUUGAUACGAUAAGUCAAUCAGAAGUAGCCAAAUAGGGAAGGUCAAUCGAUAGCAAUCAGAAUUGACCUGAAUGACAAGUGCAUUUAAUUGGCUAAGAAAUGGAUUAAAUUCCCAAGGGGGGUAGAGUUGUACAUGUAUAAAUGAGUAUUUGUUUAUUUUAUUCUGUAGUCCAAUAUACUUUCUCGUUCAGUCUUGUGUUCUCGCUCAAGUAGUCAUUUGGGGUGAGGGUUAGUGUAUAGCACAUGUAUCAGAAUCAAUUUUCGGAAUCCGCCAGUUACAACAGUUUCUGGCAACGUUAUUUGUCCCAAACCCACUCGAAGAUAACUAAAAUUAUAUAUAUAAUUUUCGAUAACUGUAUUCGCUGAAUUACUCCUACUUCGACUCAUUUCUCCAAUUAUUUCCCAUUUAUUUUCUUUCGGAUCAUAUCGUUCAAUGGAUUUCAAACGAUCAUUUCCAUUGUUUCCACCAAUAGCAUAUAAGUAAUCACCAUGUUGAAUAAGUGAUACACCACCUCUCGAUGAAUUCAUUCGAUUUAUUAAGGUCCAUUGAUCCGUCAACGGUUCAUAAUAUUCCACUGAAUCGUGAUAAUAUCGACCAUCAAAUCCACCAAUCACAUAUAUUUUCCCAUGUAAUUCUCCAGUUGACCCAUCACUACGUAUAUGAUUCAUUGAAGAUAUAGUUUGCCAUAAAUUUCCAUCCACGGUAUAUCUUUCUGCAGAGUCUAAACGACCUCCAUAUUCACCAUUAUGACCUCCAAUUGCAUAGAUAUAUCCAUUUGCAUAUGUAACACUGACGUAAUAACGAUUCUCAUACAUGCAGCUUGCUUCAUGCCUAAAAAUUUUAAACGAGACCCUCACACAAUUGAAUUUAUAUCCUAUACAUUGGUGAUUAAAUAUAAGUGGUUAGUAAACUUAAUGACUUCAAGGAAAGCAUAUACAUAUUUGAUCCUCAAGCUUUCAAUGUGCUUCUAAUUACACAUUUUAAGUGAAUGUUGCAGUUAAGAACAGUGACUGUUGGAUUCUGGUCGGGAGUAAUGUUCACUUAGUGUGCAUCAAGUUUCAGUGUUCAACCAAUGAUAGUGUCGUGGGAAAUAUUCAGUACUUAGUGCUGCUGAUUGCUUCGAGCGAAUAAUGGACUCACCAAUUAUUGCUGUUUAUUUUAAUUGUGGUCCAUAAUUACAUCCCAUUAAAUCUGAAUCUGUUGUUCAGAUGUG
Messenger RNA from Schistosoma haematobium, 2321 nucleotides. RefSeq names its product centromeric DNA-binding histone H3-like protein cse4 (gene CSE4). The record is from RefSeq and is a predicted model, not a curated record. Gene Ontology annotation, cellular component: nucleosome. The transcript is spliced from 4 exons. Gene Ontology annotation, molecular function: DNA binding; protein heterodimerization activity; structural constituent of chromatin. Bases 34 to 945 code for a protein of 303 amino acids. NCBI's taxonomy places the organism in Eukaryota, Metazoa, Platyhelminthes, Trematoda, Strigeidida, Schistosomatidae.